Symphalangus syndactylus (siamang) is the source of this 13759-nucleotide messenger RNA. It is a transcript of the gene IMMP2L, whose product is annotated as inner mitochondrial membrane peptidase subunit 2. Lineage: Eukaryota; Metazoa; Chordata; Mammalia; Primates; Hylobatidae. Gene Ontology annotation, cellular component: mitochondrial inner membrane peptidase complex; membrane. Gene Ontology annotation, molecular function: serine-type endopeptidase activity. The record is from RefSeq and is a predicted model, not a curated record.
UGGAGGGCGGGGUCUGCGCGGGGCAUCCCCCGGGCUGAGCUGCGCAGCGGGGUUUUGGCCAAAUUGGGCGAGGGCACAAAAUAACCACUUACCCCUUCUCACCGAGGAAGAGCGGGAGAAAGGGUAUGGCACAGUCACAAGGGUGGGUGAAAAGAUACAUCAAGGCCUUUUGUAAAGGCUUCUUUGUGGCGGUGCCUGUGGCAGUGACUUUCUUGGAUCGGGUCGCCUGUGUGGCAAGAGUAGAAGGAGCAUCGAUGCAGCCUUCUUUGAAUCCUGGGGGGAGCCAGUCAUCUGAUGUGGUACUUUUGAACCACUGGAAAGUGAGGAAUUUUGAAGUACACCGUGGUGACAUUGUAUCAUUGGUAUUGCAAGUCAACUAGGUGGCUUGAAUUGAUCUGAAUUCACCUUCAUGAUAGAGCUGAAGAAAUUGAUACUGCAACUUCUCAUGUAACAAGAAGAUCUCAAGUUUAAUAAGUCUUUGAGCUGAUUCAGAAAAUGGAUUUGUUGCUAACAGCUUUUUUGUUAAUAUUAAUGUGAGAAUGCAAUUGGAUAUUAUAAAACUCUUCAGUUCAACUGUUUAGUCAUUAAAAUAAUUUUGAUAUAACAGGUAUUGAUUAAGAAAGGGAUUUUAGAGAUAGAAAGACUCCUGACUUCAGUUCUCUGAUUUGCCAGUUACAACUACAGCGGUGCCCUUGCGUGAUUAUAACAAUACCUGCUUCAUAGAAUUGCUUUGAAAAAUAAUUUAGAUAAUAAGAUUUAGUAAGUACUAAUAAAUGUGAAGUAUUAUUAUAAAAGUCAUGAACAUUUUUGUCUUAAAUAUAUUUAAAUUUGCUGGAAGUUUUAUCAAUUUUUAUAUUUGUGACAAUUAUAAAAUGUUGACUAACUGGAUUAUAAGUAUGCUAAACGAUAAACUUUUUGGGUGGUCCUUUGAAUGCCAAUACAAUCCGCAGAUCAGAAAACAUUAUACAGUUGACAUUUAAUAAACUUGAAUUGAAUUUUCAUGGCUUCAACUGGUAUAAGAUGAUUAUCAUGCAAUUUUGCUUAUAUCCUGACAUAUAAUUGUUUUAUAAUUUUUCUGUAUUACCUGCCAAACUACAUUGUAAACAAAAAUUGAUUAGAGAUUAUAUUUGGUUUUUUUUGUACUAUCUAAAGUUGUGUUAAAAAAAAAAAGACCUUCAACUACCAAGUCUAUUCCGUAAAUAUUUCUUGGAUUUUAACAUGAUUUUUUUUAAUGGAUUCUCCAUAUUCACCUUGAUUUUAAAAGAAAAAUGAAUAAGUAAAACUUAGUUAAGUUAGAAUUAUUAAUGGAAGAAUGCUAAAAUCAAUUAUGGUACAUUAAUACUAUGUAUAGUAUUAUGAUAAGAUAUAUAUGUGGAUGUGUAGUUGUAUAUGCAUAGAAAAUACUGUGGUAGGAUUAACAGCAAAUUGUUCAUAGAAUUACUUCGGGUGAAGAGAUUAAAACAGUUUAGAGUGUAUAUCAAAUGGAGUUUUGUAAUUGCAAGCAACCUAAACUCAGAGAUUAUCUAAGCAAAAUAAGAAGAGGACUUAUUGGAUAAAAUGUGGUUGUAUCACAGAAUCAAAAGCCAAGCUGAAUAAAUAGGCCCCUGGAAGCAUGGAAAUAUAAACAGCUGAGACAGUUCAUUGGCAGAAAUUCCUGUGCAGUUUCUGUGGCAGGAGUGGGAUUUGGGGAUUUCCUGUGACUGACAGCCAUACUAGAAUGACAUAGAAUGGAGGGAAAAGCAGUUUACCAAAGAAACAGGUGCUGGGCAUGAAGAAUAUUAUAGAGCUGCAUUAUAGAGGGAUACUAUACUAUGGAGCUGUACUAUAGAGGGAUACUAUACUACAGAGCUGUAGUAUAGAGGGAUACUAUACUAUAGAGCUGUACUAUAGAGGGAUGUUUUCCUUCUUUAUAUAUAUGAAUGCAUACACACAUACACAUACACACACGUAUAUAUUUAUAUAUGAAAUGGAAAGGAAAGAAUAACAUUAUAGAAGAAUGACUAAGAAAAACUUAUAGAACUUGGUGAUAAGGAGCUACUUCUAGGGGGAAAAUCCAAUAUUAGAAGAAAAUAACUAUAUAUACUUUUUUAUUGUGCAAAUACAUAUUACAUAUAUUUAUUUUAAAAACACCUUUACUGAAAUUUAAUUCAUAUACCAUAUGAUUCACCCAUUUGAAGUAUACAAUUCAAUGACUUUUAGUAUAUUCACAGAGUUGUACAUUCAUCAGAAUAAUUUUAGAACAUUUGUAUUACCCUCAAAGAAAACCCCACAUCCCUUAGCCGUCACCACCAUACCACCUCCAUUCACUCUGUCCCUAGCAACCACUAAUAUGAUUUCUGUCUCUAUAGAUUUUCCUAUUCCGAACAUUUCAUAUAAAUGGAAUUACAUGAUAUUUGGUUCUUUGUGAUUGACUUCUUUCACUUAGCAUGAUGUCUUCAAGGUUCAUCAUGUUCUAUGUGUCACUACUUUUUAUUCCCUUUUAUGUCUUAAUAAUAUUCACUGUAUGGAUAGACCCCAUUUUAUGUGUCCAGUCAUCAGUUGAUGAACAUUUAGAUUGUUUCCACCUUUUAGUUAUUAUGAAUAAUGCUUUUAUGAACAUUUGUAUAGCAAUUUUUGAAUAACUAUUUUCAAUUCUCAUAUAUAUAUAGCUAGGAGUAGACUUGAUGGAUUAUAUGGUAACUCUGUGUUUAAGCAUUUGAGGAAAUGCCAAACUGUUUUCGGAAGCGCUGCUCCAUUUCACAUUCUCACCAGCAGUGUAUGGGGUUCAGUUCCUCCAUAUUUUAAUCAACACUGUUAUUAUCUAUUUCUUUGAUUGUAGCCAUCCUAGUAGAUGUGAGAUAGUAUCUCAUGGCUUUGAUUUGCAUUUCCCUGAUAAUUAAUGAUGUGGAACAUCUUUUUAUGUGUAUUGGCCACAUAUGUAUUUUAAAUUAAUGAGAUUAUAGGGCUUUUUUUACUUUUGGAAUUUAUUUUUUUACCUACAAACUUGUCAGAUUUCUUUAGAUAUUUGUACCAUUACUCUUCAUUGUUUAUAAUUUUGAGUGUGUGUUGUGUAACACAAUGUUACUCUACAUAAUUUCUCUGUUAGCUAACUGUUUUAAGAAAUUGAGACUGAGAGAAGAUAAGUAAUUUGUUCAAGGUCACAGAGCUAGUAAAUUGUGUAGGAUUUGAAUCCAGGUCAUUUUAAAUCCAGAGCCUGAGUUCUUUAAAAAUGGUACUAUAACAUGUCUCAAGUAAUAUAUGUUUUUAGGUUUCUUGUAUUACUAUUGUUAUUGUUGUUGCUCUGGUUACUUUAUUUUACCCAACUACAUAAUCUCAUAGAGACAAAGACUUUUAAAUUUCACAUGAACCUCAGUUCAAAAAUGUCACUUUUGGCCAGGCGUGGUGUCUCAAGCCUAUUCCUUUUAAUGUUUGGCAAAUAUGGCAUCACUGUGUGAGUACUUUUAGUCUACAGUUUACAUCCUGAGAGUUCUGCUGAGUUAAUAAUCAGUGAAGACUUUCUUUCUGAGCACCUCCUAAAUAGUGGGAGACAACACUAAAGUAUAAGACCCUCCGCUAUGAAAGAGAUAAAACUGUAGUAGGAACUGUAAACAUUUACCAAAAAUAUUCAAGUCUUCUUGAUAGAUCAUGAUAUCAUAUUUGAUGCUUAAAUUUCACUUUUUCUUAUCUCUGAAAAGUCUAGACUUAGUGACAAUAGUUUUCUCUGAUUUAAUGUAACUUUUCCUCAGCAAUGUGAUAGCUAUAGCUAACAUUGAGUGCAGCAUCCAGUGUCUUUGCACAGGCUUACAUAACCCCAACACUUUGUUUUCUCACUUGGGUUGCCAACCUAGGAGAGAAUACUAUUAAAGGGUCAGACUCAUGUGGUCAGGCCCUAUUAGCUUUUGAUUUAUGGCCAGAGCCAUUUUACUUACGUCUUUACUUGUUUGACUCUCAGGGUCUGACUGUCUUUUGGGUUUAACUUGGUAAGAGCUAUAUGGCUUUUUCCCCUUUAUACUGUGAAAAAUGCAAGGAGCGUUAUGAUAAGUUGUUCAUCAGAGUACUUGUUAGACAUAAGGACAAUAAUAAUGUGGGAGAAAGAAUGAACUUUGAAAAGCUCACUGUGGAAUUGUUGAGUUAUCAUUUUUUUUCCUAAUUUUGGUUUUUUUCCUCUUGAGAACUAGCUUCUUAUCACUAAGUUCUAUUAGGUUUUUCUUAGUUGUUCUUCUAGGAUGCCAGUCUUUCCAUUCAUUAACUUUAAGUUACCAGCCUAGUCUAGGACUUUACUAGCUACAGAAUGAUCAGUACUAGGAAAGAUAAAAGGCUCAGUGGUGAAUUUAUUACAUGAAUAUUGACUUGAUUUAUGCAAAUGCAUUGUCAGCAGGUUACCAAUUUACAUUAUUCGGUAUGCAUUUAUAGGCACUUAUGACAAUAUCAAGCUUUAGCAUGUGAGCAAUUUUUGGAGACUUGCUUUGUGCUUGGAUAGUUCAGAGCAGCUCCCAUUGUAUAAUCUGAAGUGACCAUAAUGAGGGCUUGGCUUUUUUCAGGAACUGAAUGAGGUCUUUGCUGCAGACUAAAAUGUGAAGGGUCAGAGCAAGCCUACCAUCAGAAAUCGAUGUUUGGCUUUUUUUUUCCCUCCACGAUUAAAAAAGUAGGGGAAAAAAAAACCCACCUCAACUUUGAUUUGAUUCAAAAUAGUAUUUCCUAAAAUAUAAGCCAUUCUUGUCAAAUAUGAGUUCCUUAACUUAAAAAUGCAUUCAUUUAAAUCCCUGAUGUAUUUUCUCAUGUUCUUCAUUCAUGCUUGGGGACAGAGUGAUUGGGAUUUAUGAGUUACUGUACUCAGCACAGGAGAAAUUAAUUUGGUAUAAAUUAUGUAGAGUAUAAUCUUACUAUUUUUGUAUAAUAUUAGAAUUUAUCCUAAUCUUACCAACCCAUCCUUGAAGGCAUUUUCUUUCAGUUCAUAAUCCUCACUAACCAAUUUUUCUCCUAUGGGAACUUAAAAGCAUUAGCAAAGCUUAUAACUAAAGUUGUCAAGAAAACAGAGAAAUUGAAAUCUCUGCCCCAGAGCAGCUUUACAAGUAGCAGCUCCUGGAUCACGAAAGGACCAAGAAAGAGGAUCCUAACUGCACGGCCUCUUUUCCACUUCACCUUACUUAGUAGCACUGAAAAGCAGAUUUCUCUCUUUUAUUCAGUGUUUUUUUCUCAAUUUCAAUGUAUUUACUGCAUGACAUUUGCUGAGUAUAUUUGCAAACAUCUCAUCCAGUUUUCAAAACAAUUCUGCCCAGUAAAUGAUACCAACCUUUAUUCUUCAAAUGCCGCACUGUCUUCCAGUAUGUUAACCUUUUUGAUCAUCUUGAAUUCUUUUUCCUUUUCAUAGAAAAUUUAUUUUUUCUUUCCUUUUUUAUAUUUUCAGUUAAAUUUAAGAAAUAUUCAUUUAACAACUACCCUGUGGGAGGCAUGUGAUCUCUCUCUCUACAAUUUUUUUUUUCGCCACUUAACACUACUUUAAAGUGUUUUGGGGAAAGUUUCUUAAUCCUCAAUAAUGAAAACAUUGGAAGAUUUUGUAGGGGCAAAUCUCUUAAUCCUCCGUAAUUAAAACUUCAGAUAAUUUUAUAGGUUCCUUCCUCCGGUGGGUAACAAAACAGAUUACAUCAAUGUUUUAUUUUCACUUUUACCCUGAUUGUUCAUCUUCAAUGUGUAGACUUUAUGGGUAUUUGCAAGAACAUGAUCAAUGAUCUACAGCACUUGAAAUGGAAAAAUGAAACCGAUGAGGAAUUAUGACUGCUCAUAUUAUUCUUUCCCCGUUUUGCUUUGCUAGUGCAAAACUAGUGUUUCUUGUCAUCCUUGCUCAUACAUUAUGUUCAUGGCCUUUUGGGUAGACUAGGAGGGAAAGAGAUAGAUUAAAUACCCUUUCUUAUCUGCCAUCCUGUACCACGCUCAUCAUUUCCUCUUUUUUAUGAAACAGAAUUUGCUUAUGUUAAAACAAAAAAGAACAGAACUCAUCAGAAGAAGUGACAAAGUCAAUGAUCAUUUGAAUGCUUACAGGCAGUCAGCUCCAUCUCUCUUCUCUGCCUUCCUUGGUAUCUGCUUCCUUGUGAGGUGGCUUAUUUUGUGGUUGUAUGAUAGCAGCCAGUAGGAUCUGGUGGGUGGCAGGUGGAGGGUGAAGGAAUAUUUAUCUUGUGCCUACUGACAGAAGGAAAGAGAACAAGAGAUACGUAUUCUUUUCUUUCAUGUAGCUCCAGUAUUUUAUAGAAGUAUUCAGCAUAAAAGAAGUAUUAUUCCAAAGUUUUCUUUGUUGUGUUUUGUAUUUUUUUCAAAUUUUUUAUUUUAAUUUUUGUGGACAUAUAGUAAGUGUAUAUAUUUAUGGGAUACAUGAGAUGUUUUGAUAUGGGUAUGCAAUGUAUAAUAAUCACAUCAUAUAAAAUGGGGUAUCCAUUUCCUCAAGCAUUUGUCCUUUGUAUUUUAUAUUUUGUUUGGUCAUUGCUUGCAAUUUUUAUGCAUGAUGUUGGCACAGAACCUCAGACUGGCAAUUGUGUAAUGCUGGCUGUUUCUCCUUGAUAAAAUUGGAAUACUGAAACUUUGGAAAAUGUUUGUCAAGGUGAUUGUUCUCUCACCCAAAAUUGUGGCCAUUUGUCAAUAUAUUCUGAGUUUCACAGUUUGAAGAAUACCAAUUAUGAAACUUAAGACACGCUACUUUGAAGUGCAUGUUUGAUGCUGACCAGCUCACCUUUAAAAACAGUGUUUUCACAAUAUUUUAUUUGUAUGUUUGUUUUGUUUUGCUUCAAAGAAUAGUUUCCUAAGCUGAGCCUAUUUAAAUUACAUAAACAUAUGACUACACCCACCUCUUCACACCUUUUAGAAUUUUAAAUUUUUAGUAUAUGCUAUAUAUGUUUGCCAGUGUUUACUUCUGUGCCUUUAAAGAAAUGCCCUAACAUUGUGGGAGUGACUUUUAAGUUCAGUCUCUUUACAUACAGUCUCUGUGGUGAUAAUGUAUCACUGUAUACUGAACAUUCCACAGAAAGUGCCUGACAGUCAAAGAAAUGGCCCAACUUUGUGGGAGUGACUUUUAAGUUCAGUCUCUGUAUAUACAGUCUCUAUAGUGAUACUGUAUCAUUACAUGCUGAACAGUCCACAGAAAGUACUUGCAUGUCUUUCUUAGAAACUUCCUGGUACCUCCUAUGCUAUAGUCCUCUUUUGAUGGAUGCCUUAGGCAUAUGCUAACAAGAUUUUGUUUUUUUAAAAUCUUGUGACCCCAUUAUCCAAAGGCAGUCAAAAGCACACAGCCAUUAAGGGGGCUGAACAUGAGGACUUUAUACUCCAUACUGGAAAGUCACCACAACCCCAGUAAGAUCUUCUUUUCUAAGAAAGGGAUGCAAUUAAUAUAAAGAUGCAAAAGUAUGCAGACAUUUUGAGAGAAGGCAGGCUGCAGAAUCUAGGAUACUGUAGCAGCCAUGAAGAAGACAUCGCCACGAGAGAACGGGAAAAGUCGUACAGAGAAAUUAGUAGAUUAGUAAAGAAGAGUCCAAGCAUGUAAGAUUAUAAAAGACUUGCCGUGACUCUCCUCAAGUUGCUGUGUAUUUUGAGGGCAACUAUAUUCUCUUCUUCCUUACCUCAUCAUGUAUCCUUUCUGUAGCCCCUCCAUCACCUGGCAUACUCUGACUGUGUUUCUGUUUUGAAGAUGCCUAAGAAUGGAUGUCUUGCAAUUGCCUAUUGAAUAAUAAAUCAAACAGUGAUAAUACAUAACUCAAAUAAAAAUCUUAUAUAAUAAAAUAGCCUAAAAUGAGGCUGAAAAACACCAGGUAUGGAAGUGGAAUGUCUGAAAAAGAAGUGAGAUUAUAGGUUUUAGUGUUAAUAUUUUCUCACCAUGUACAGAUUUUAUUUAUCUUUAAAUAAAACUUACCUGGUUGUAUCAUAGUUCUUAAGAAACUAUGGAAUAAUUUAAGUGAGGAAAAAAAAUAUGGCUAUAUACUAAAUUGGUGUAGGGGAAUCUCGUUAACUUGCUGCCUUUUUGUCACGCCGCUAAGUCUCACUGACUCAGUGUGAAUUUAGAGAAACGGGAUUUUGAUGAUAGUGGUACUAAUUAUGCUUCAUCACUAUCUAGAUUUCUUUCUCUGUGUUAAUAUUUAUGGUUAUUUGGAAAUUUUCCAGUGUUAACUAUUUUUAACGUAUAUGUCAACUGCACAGGGAAGUUAUGUUUGAACAAGGGUUCAAUAAAGUAUUUUAAAAGUUUUUCCAUAGAUGUUUUCUGUGUAAUCUCCCUGAGAACAGAGAUUUUUGCUUAUUUUGUUCAAUGAUAUAUUCCACUUGCUAAGCCCAGUAGUACAUUGUUGGGUAUUCUAGAGGUAUUUGCUAAAUGAACACAUUCAAUAUCAUUAGGAAUUUCUCUAAUUUACUAUAAGGUGUAGAGUCAUGUUAUUACUGGAGGGGAAAUUAAGGAUCAUAGAGAAUGACUCACUGACUCUCUCCAUUGAUUAGGAAAUUGGGGCUGAGAGAUGUUAAAUUUUGCCUAAGGGCAUGGCUCAAGAGCAGCAGAACUAGGCCUAGAUUCUAGGUUUCCAAACAACUUGCUCAGUUUCACAUGACCAACACAGGUUAGAGUUGGGUUUAAACUCAGAUCUGACCGACAAUGAAGUCCUUUGUCUGGAUAAGAGUUUUUGAUGCUUUUAUAAAAUUUUAAUAUGUCACCUUUUCUUUAUAGGUUUUCCUCUGUCCCUAAACAGAAUUAAUUGCUUCCUUAACAGAUUAUACUAAAUACCAUUGUUUUCUAGCAUGGAUCACAUUAUAUUGAGUUGAUUUCAUGGUGGUGAGUGCUUAAGACCAAGGACUAAUUCACCUUCCUCUUUACCAUACAGAAUUUAGCAUAAUGACUGCCAUGAUAGAUGUUCUGUGUUUUGAAUUGCUGUGAGAGGUGGUAACAGAUAGUAUAUCUAAGCCUAGGUCUAGGGAGAUAAAACUUUUAUGAGAAGAACAAAGUCUCAUUGCCUUUUAAAUACAGUUAAUGCUUGAUAAGUGUUAAAAUUAAAUAAUUAUUCUUGGAGAUGUGAUUUAAUGAUUGUUAAUCUUGAUUGGCUUUUGAAAAUGGCUUUGUUUUUUAAUUUUUAAAGAAUUGAUAGCAAUACUUUUCUACGAUUUAUUGGUUUCAACAUUAAAACUCCUUCUGACCUUAUUCUGUGGUUUCCUACUGGCUUUGUAGACUCUCACCAAUCUAUGAUUAAUGCCAGUUUGCAAAAUUUUGCCUGACUUUGACAUGAGUAGUUUUAGCCCUUUCGUGAAAAUUGAAAUCCUAAUACUAUUAUGAAUAUAUUCCUUAGUAAUUACACCAAUGAAUUUUAUACAACUGUAGCAAAACAUGUCUAACUAAUAAUCAGUUAUCUUUUAAAGGAAUUUUUUAUUCUUUUGAACUUGAAACUUUUGUGUAAGGCUGGUACUUAUACAACAUUUGAAAACAUGAAGGGAAUUACAUUUCAGGAGAAUGUUGUGGUAUUACAAAAUGUAAAAGCCUAUAGAAGAUGCAUUGUUUUGCCUAUGGAUCUUAAAAACGUAAUGCUAUUUACUGAUAGUAAUAUUUCAAACCAAUUUUUUUCUUACUGCUAAAUCUUCUAAGAUAUGUAAUGUCAUCCCUUUAGGGAAACGGUCUAAAAGUAUUUGAUUCCUGUUUGUCAUUGAAAAACUACUGUAACAUUUUAUUUCUAUGAAAACUAUUACUAAAAAAGAAUAGGAAAUACUAUAACAGUCAUCCAUGUGCUAAUUUCUUGAAAGAAGGUCUGUAUUAUUGGUAUUGUCAUUGAAAUAUUUGGUCCUUUCUAUAAAACAUGGUAUUAUGAAUAUAACAAAACUUGAAGUUCAAACCAUCUUCCUUUACAGAUUUAAAAAAAAUGAGGACCAGAAUGAAUUCACACUUCAGAUGUUGAAGCCAGCUGAUAGAAAGCCUGGACUAGAUUUUAGCUCUUUAAAUACUUUGGCCAGUACUUUUUCCAGUAUACUAAACCAUUGGAAAAGAAUAAAAGUCACCCAAAGAACUGCUAAAUAAGAUUAUAUAAUUUUAUCCCCUUAUGCUUUAUAUUUUAUUUUACAGAUUUGUCGUCAUUGUUACUCUUGUUGCCAGUAAAGGAAACAGAUUGACUUAAAAGCAAAAAAGGAAUUUGUUAGACAUAUCUGGUAUCUGGGAUGGGAAAAGCUCACAGGAUUGAAGGGAGACUAAAGAGUUAUACUUGAAACACAUAAGAAUUAGGCAGAUCUGGAAGGUCUUGGUAGCAAGAACUUUCAGGAACAACAACAACAAAAAGGUUAGGCUGUGUUGCUGGCGUAAAUAGACUCUAACCACGUCUUUGGUAUGUGCAUUGAUUCUGCUUAAUACACGAAGUCUCGAGAGAAUGUGUCUGACUGACUGAACUUGGGUUAUAUGUUCACUUCCCUAUACCAUUGGAGUGAGCAGAGAGUUUUCUGGAAGUAGCCUUUAAAAGAUGUCUUUGGUUUCCGUAACGGAGAACAUGUAUUUGGAUUUAUGCUUCCACCAGGACUGCAUAGUAGAGAAAAUUCCCCCAAAAGAAGUAGGGGUGAUGUCAGGAAAAGGGCUGGAUGCUGGGCUGCCAUAAAAUGACAUAUCCACUUAAUACACCUGAGAAUUCUAUUGUGCUAGAAAACUCUUUUUUCCUAUAUGCAAUAUAACCAGCAUUUUCCAUAUAAGCAUAUUCAAUAUUUUUAAAAUGUGGAUUAUCUAGUGUAUAUAGAUUGAGAAUAUUUUAAAAGUUUUUCUAUCCUUUUGUCUCUGGUAGCAUCUUAAUUACUUAAUAAUACCUUUUCCUUUUUUUAAUGAGUGGUCAAAAGGAAAAACGAAGAGGGGAAUUCAAAUCUAAGAUAGUCUUUAUUUUAUGUACAGCAUUUGUUGCUCAGUGAAUGGAAAUAAUAGCUAUAAUCUAUUGCUUAUUCACUGGUUUUAAAGUACUAUGUGGGCAUUUUACCUCUGUUUUCAAUGUAAGAACUAUUUGGGAUCAGAAUCUCAGGUUCAGGUGCAGUGGAGCAUGUUGUUUAUAAGUAUGAGGUCUAGAAUGAGAGUCUCUGGGUUCAAAUUUGGACUCACACUAGCUGUGUGGCCUUGGACAGGUUACUUAACCUUUCUAUUUCUGUUUUUUUUCCCAUGUGAAAAGGGGGAAAUAAUAGGAUAUAUGUUGCUCAAGUAACUGUGAAAAUUGAAAGAUAUAUAUCAAGUACUUAUUAGCAUAGUGCCUGGCAUUUAGUAAGCAACCAAUGUUAGCUAUAAUUGUGUGUAUUAACUCUUGUUAACUGUACUACAUGUUGUGUUAAAAAACAAAAGCCUUUUUGCUGAGAGAAAAAAGUACUAACAAAUUGAGGAAGAAUGAAGAUAACUAAAUAACUGGACCUAACUAUAGUAUUAUGCUUUAACCCAGUAGGAAUAAAAACAAAUUAAAUUAAUGAUUGUUACUCCAGAAAUACCUAUUAGUGUAUGUCCUGUUGUGCUUGCAUUGUGAGGGCUCUUCCUAUUCUUAUUGUAGUUUUGAAGAAAUUAUUAAAACAAUUUACAGAGCAUUAUUUUUUGUUUAUUAUUCUGUCUGAUGUAAUAUUUCCUAAUAUAAUAUUUUACCCACACAGGAAUAUAUGUAGCACAUAGGUAGUUAUAAAGCAUAACAAUAAGAGGAACAGCCACGAGUGUCACCGAGAGCACUCAGCAUAUUCUUCAGUGCGUUCCUGCUCUCUCUGAUUCCUCUCUCUCACAGUACCUGAAUUUUGUGUUUAUAUUUUGCCUGCUUUUUUUCCCCUCAAGCUUUGUAUUUGGAAAUAAUUUUAAGCUUACAUCAAAGUUGCAAAGAUAGUACAAAGAAUACCUAUAUUCUUUUAAAGCUAGGACUUACCAAGUGUUAACAUGCUAGUAUUUUGUCCCAUUGGUUUUAUCAUGUGAUCUCUCUCCCUGUCUCUCCUCUCCACAUAUAUACGUUUGUGUAUACAUAUAUACAGAGAGAAUGAAUAUAUUUAGGAAAUAAUAUAUAGAGAGAACGCAUAUGUAUAGAGAGAAUGAAUAUAUGUUUAUAUUCUUCUUUUUUUAGAAUCUUCCGAAAGUUUCAGAUAUUAUUGCCUUCCUUUACCUCUAAAUAUCGCAAUCCAAUCUCCUAAGAUUAAGGCAUUUUAUUUAUAUAAUCACAGUAUAAUAUCCAGUGUCAGCAAAUUUAACAUUAAUAUAUUGCCAUUACCUAACUUACCAUUCAUAUUUGAAUUUUGUCAGUGUACCUAGUAAUGUAGUUUAUAAACAUUUACUUUAUGUUUCUCUCCAGUACAGGAUCCAGCAUGGAGCGGUGUAUUGUACUUGGUUGUCAGGUCUCUUUAAUCUCUUUUAAUCUUUAAUCUAUAACAAUUCUUCAGUUUGCUUUUUUGUCUUUUAUAACACUGAUACAUUUGAAGAAUACAGCGCCUUUGCUCUUUCUUUCGUUUUUUUAAUAGAAUGCUUCUCAUUUGAGGUCUGUUUGAUGUUUUCUCAUGAGUUAAGUUCAGAUUUUGCAUUCCUAGCCAUGAUAUUAUAUAAAUGAUUUUCCUUUUCCAGGCAUCGCAUCUGGAAGCUCUCAAUAUUUAUCUGGUCAAGAUACUGUCUAGUUUGUCUAUUUUUUAGUUACUACUUAUCCCCUUGCUAUUAAUGAGCAAUCCAUGGGGAGAUACUCAGAGACCCUGCAUAUAUCCUGCUCUAAAUUGAAAUUUCUCUUCUUGAUUUAGCAUCUACUAAUAAUUCUUGCCUGGAUCAGGCUUUAUUGUCAUGGUUGCAAAAUGCUGAUGUACCAGUGCCAGUAUUUCCUCUUCAUUUACUAGUCAGUCUUCAGCAUCCUGCUCUACCAGUCUUCCCUUCUUCCUCAUUUCCUGCUACUUUUUAUUAGAAAAAUUUUUUACUGGUGGUUUAUAAUUCUAAGUCUUCGUGAUAGGUUUUAAAAAAUCAUUUUUGAGCAUUUCCUUACUUUUUGGCAUAGCAAGGUGCUCCAGGAUAAUUGUGUACCUUCUCUAUCUAGCCCUGAAGCUAGCCAUUUCUCCAGAAGCCAUGAUUCUUUUUGGUGAGGAAUGGCAUUAAAAACCAAGUUUCAUAAAACCAAGUUUCAUAAAAGCCGGUUUCAACAAGAUCUGAGUGCUAGGUUUAGUUGCCCUGUAAGUUGAUUAAAUUGUGGUUUAUAAACUAGUUGGUAAUUGUUUCUCCUUUUCAUCCUUCAGCUUUGCUUAUGUAUUGAGUUUCUUUCAAUUAAGUCAAGAUGCCACCUUCAGAACCUAUGAUGUUUUAAUUCUUGUUGCCUUAUUUAUAGUCCUUUAUAUGUUUAUCAUAGUAUUCCUCAUAUGAAUGUCAGGAUUGGCUGCCAUGUUGUAGGAAAUUCAAUAGCUGCUCUAGCGUGGCGUGAAACAAGCAACUAUAUAGGAUUAGUAAUGAUGUCUGUCACAGGCAGAUGAAAUAAAGCAUUAUGAUGUGGCAUUAUUGAAAAAGGAUAAGCAUGAAAAUAUUUUCAAGAAAUGAAAUAUUCAUGAUAGCAGAUUGUGUUUCAGAACCUGAACAGUUUCAAAUAAUCACUUAUUUCUCCUACAUCUUUCAUGAAGUACAGGAAACUAAGGAGAUAUAGGAUUGUGCAAAGGCCACUGCGGGGUAUUAAUUUUAUACUGAAUUCAAUUUUAAAAGUUCAGCAGCAGAAAGGUUAAGACCUUCUUAUUUAAAGUUUAUCUUAUUUCUUAAGGUAUUUCCUGUUGUUUAGAGCUCUAACCACUGUACUUUUUGUUAUAAUGGAUAUGAUUUUAAUAAAAUAAGCAA